AUGGCCAAUCUUUCAAUCUUCGACGUCUGGACCGCCUGCGACGACAAGCUGAUGGCGGCCAACCGGAAGGCACUUGUGGCCUUGGCAUGCUGUGUAAGAAUGGAGUGUGUUGUCGCAACGAUGGCCUUUGCGAGUAUUGUGAUGAAUGUCUGUCCAACUGAGAUGCGCAAGCGGAGUGCGGGCAUUGUGCCUGCAGGCAAAGGAACUUGCCCAUUGAAAGUUUGCUGCAGCAGAUUCGGGUUCUGCGGCACAACAUCAGGCUUCUGUGAAGCUCAGGGACAAGGUAGUAGCUUGAAGACGCCUUCAGGGAUUUGCGGCUCUGCCCCUGAACAUUCGACUCAAUCUCAAGGUAGCUCGAAUGCCAAUCCUCCAUCAGAGUUUAAAGUUCUUGUGCGGAUAGUAUUGGCCGUUGCAUGA
Messenger RNA from Macroventuria anomochaeta, 417 nucleotides. RefSeq lists its product as uncharacterized. Gene Ontology annotation, molecular function: chitin binding. Bases 1 to 417 code for a protein of 138 amino acids. Lineage: Eukaryota; Fungi; Ascomycota; Dothideomycetes; Pleosporales; Didymellaceae. The record is from RefSeq and is a predicted model, not a curated record. The transcript is spliced from 2 exons.